AUGGACCGCUAUGAGGAAGUUAAACGAGAACUGAAACGACUAAAAGCCGCAUUGCCUAAGCUGCCGUCGUCAUCGAAGUUGUACGACGACAUCGUUUUGAGCUGCCAGAACGUCAUGCUCGUCAUCGAGCGCUUCGAUCAACUUAAGGAAAAGACCCAUGUUUUCUAUAAUAGUAAUUUGUCUUAUGGCGAACUUGAGCGCGAAGCUCGUAUUAUGGAAUUAGAGACUGAGAAUUGUAAAACUUGUUUACAAUCUUUUGUUAAACAUCUUCGAUUGCUGUAUUCUUCUGUACCCCUUUUGAUUGCGACUCGAGCGAUUUCUUCAAGGGCUUGGGAGUCCAAGAUGGAGGUUCCUCAGAGGUAUUACACGCGCAAUGGAGAAAGGAAGACACUGCUCGUAAGCCAAGAAGACGUCGAAAGGAUCGCGAAGGACCAACUGGAAGGGAUCGAAGAAUUCUUCGGCACUUUGCGACCACUCAAGGCAGAAACCUUGUCGCAGGAGAGAGCUCUACAUGAGAGCACAUACAAGGAAGUGCUGAAAGCAAUCAAUUCCAUGGACCUGGCGAUGAAGCGAGUGCAAGAGGAAGUAGGAAAGAUGGAAAGGGCUCCAGCACCACCUGCCCCAGUGAUGGUCGAUGUUGCGAUUGAGGCGAGACCAGACGACGAGCGAGCAAGGAUAGCGGACAACGUGGAAUUCAUGGAGGCAGUCCAUGAGGAGGAAGAAAGCGAUGAAGAGGAUGCAGCCCUGGGAAGGGAAAUUGAAAGAUUGGAGGCCGAGCUGGCGCAAGUCAGCCGUCGCAGGAGGGAACUCGCCCGCAGGAAAGUAUGUCGGCCGCGGGAGUACCUAGCAGGAAUUUACCGUCGCGAGGAGGAGGAAAUGCCCUGCGCAUUUUGCGGGGCACUUGGACGGCAUUACUCCGAUUCCUGCAACAGGAUCCGCACCGGACAGGAGAGGGCGCAGUAUCUCCGAAGAACCCGGAGAUGCCAAAUGUGCCUCGAGCGAGAAUGCGAAGGGGACAGCGACUGCGCGAAAGCAAAGAUCCCCUGCUUCCACUGCAAAAGGAUGGGCCACGCGUCGGCGGUGUGCACACUGCCGGGAGUGUCGCUACAAAUCGAGGCGGAUAAGCGACACUGCGAGUUGGCGAUCGACGCAACGCACGGCUUCGACACCAGCGUUCACUAA
Molecule: messenger RNA, 1182 nt
Organism: Haemonchus placei
Lineage: Eukaryota; Metazoa; Nematoda; Chromadorea; Rhabditida; Trichostrongylidae
Source: the annotation of a GenBank genome assembly